UGCAGGGUAGUGUUUGCAGGCGCCAUGACAGAUAGCUUCAUACGCUACCCCAGAAAGCUUCUGCCUCUAUCUGACUCUUGUUUCAUAGUGGUCCAUAUGGUUUUCAAAUUAAUAUCCGCAGCCCACGUCAAACAGCGGAAAUGACAUCGCACAAUACCACCGGAAUUCGUUGCAGAAAUGUGCUUUCAUGCUAUAACAGAUCGGUCUGAUAGGCCAGCACAAUCAUGUCGCUAGAUCAUUCUCUACCAGUGCAAGGCCACCUGUUUGAUAUUCCCACUGACUUUCACAAUGAUCCCACUGUGUACGCAAGCCCUGAGCGCACCAUCUGUCUGUGGGACGUCGGCGGGGGCAUACCAUGCGGCACGUGCAUCAGCGUCUUGGAUCUUUCAAAACACGUACGCAUGCAUGGAGUGAAAGGGCCUGGGGAUUUGGAGAUACAGUGUACAUGGGAUGGCUGCGCAAGAUCCCCCAUGAAACGGGAGAGCAUCGUUCGGCACAUCGAGGAAGUGCAUGUACAAGUCAAAUACCGGUGCAGCCAGUGUUGGGCUUCUUUCUCUCGCAAACAUACGCUUAGAUCCCAUAUCUUCAAGGCUCAUUCGCACGUAUCGUAGUACAUUUUCCUGGUUCUUUGCACAUUCAUUUCUGUGAAUAUCUCCUACACCUUAGUUGUUGUCUCUGUAUAUUCUACCAUUCCUAGUAAUCCGUAAUAUAUUAUAUUUGGAUUUGUAGAAUCGUACCCAUCUA
This is a messenger RNA of Suillus plorans, 744 nucleotides long. RefSeq lists its product as uncharacterized. Bases 225 to 611 code for a protein of 128 amino acids. Lineage: Eukaryota; Fungi; Basidiomycota; Agaricomycetes; Boletales; Suillaceae. The transcript is spliced from 3 exons. The record is from RefSeq and is a predicted model, not a curated record.